Molecule: messenger RNA, 9905 nt
Organism: Equus quagga
Lineage: Eukaryota; Metazoa; Chordata; Mammalia; Perissodactyla; Equidae
Gene: INO80D
Product: INO80 complex subunit D
Exons: 11
Coding region: 1229-4309 (1026 amino acids)
Cellular component (GO): nucleus
Source: RefSeq, a predicted model, not a curated record
CUGCUUUUUCAUAAUGGCAAUCAAGUUGAUUUUGAAAAUUACUUUUUUCAGUUACUUAUGUCUAGCAUAUUUUUUCCCGAAGUUCAUAUCACAUUUAUUUGAACUAAUUUCUGAAAGAUUUAUGUCUGCCAGGUGGAUGAGCAGGCCAAAGAGAGAGUGCUUUACAACAUUUCCUUUCCUGAACAUCCAGACGUUUAGGGGAGCUAAAUUUAAACUUUUAGUGCAACUUUUCUUCCCUUCAUUCUAGUAAAGUGAAAGGGAAAGCUCUGAUUUUUGUGUUACACUGAUGUGUGAUUAAAUUUACUCAGUAAUGAAUGUGGUUUUUAUUAACCAAGCUAAUAUUUCAGGUCUUUGGGGUUUUUUCCUACUAGAGUAAGUGAACUGCUUCUCGGGGGUAAUACAAAUUCUCUGCCUUUGUCAUUGGCAGGUAGAAUGUAGUAAUAAUAUGAUUAGUGUUUAUGAAUAGUAAUCUUCAUUUGUCCAAUGCUUAACAUCUACUGGGCAUGGUGCUUAGUGUGUUGUGUGCUUUGUACCAUUUGAUCUUAGAGCAACCUGGUGAUGACAUGGCUGCUAUUAUCAACAUCCCUAUUUGCCAAAUGAGAGAACUGAGGUUGGGUGGUUUGUUCAAGGUACCACCCUAAGUGGCGAUUUCACACUUAGCAGACCUGUCUUCUGACUCCUCAGGAUUUACGUGUAUCUUGUCGUUCACUGCUGUGAGGAACUUCAUGUUCCCUUUUGUAAAGGAGAGAGUAUUUCUUGCGUUUUCUGUAGCUGGGAUGUAAGCUGUUCAUCAGCCAUCUGGGUGACUUUUUGGAGUGGAGAAAGUGGGUAGACCCCAUCGGCCUGCCACGCUCCCGAGUGGACCGGGUGACUGAUUCAGUCUUGCUGUAGACUGCAUGGUGUUCUAACGUAGAAAUGCUUUUGUGCGGAGCGUGGUGAGUAUGAGUGAGUGCUUCCUUCCAUUUCUGGUUAAGCCUCCACGGCCUCAUAAGCCGCGAUUAUUGUCCCGUUCAGUGUGAUGGGGAGCAGCCCGGGGUGCAGAGCCCUGAAGCGGAUGGUGGAAGUGUGCUCGGGAGACUAGUCUUUGGACUCAAGAAGUUUGUAGGUUGGAAGGGACAAUCUGCUUCAUCUUGAUUCUGCAGCAUUGCAAACUGUGGUAUCCUGGGGUUCUCUUAACAUUGCGGAAGAUUUAAGACCAGCUGAUGUUCACAAGGAAUCGAGUCACGUGAUGUAUGAAGGGAAACAUAUACACUUCUCUGAGGUUGACAAUAAGCCCUUGUGCUCAUAUAGCCCCAAACUGUGCAAGCAGCGGCGACUCAACGGCUACGCUUUCUGUAUCAGACACGUUCUGGAGGACAAGACCGCCCCCUUCAAGCAAUGUGAAUAUGUGGCCAAGUACAACAGCCAGCGCUGCACCAACCCCAUCCCCAAGUCCGAGGACCGAAGGUACUGCAACAGCCACUUGCAGGUACUUGGCUUUAUCCCGAAAAAAGAGAGGAAGAAAAAGAAUGAUCCUCUAGAUGAGGUCAAGGUCAGGCACCAGAUGGAUACCAUGGCCUUCAGCCUGACCGUGCCCACGGUGGCCUUGAAGAUGCCCAAUGGACUGGAUGGAAUGUCCCUCUCUCCACCGGGGGCAAGGGUCCCUCUCCACUACCUGGAAACCGAGCUGGAAGACCCAUUUGCUUUCAACGAGGAAGACGAUGACCUAAAGAAAGGGGCAACCGUGAGAAGGAAGCUACAGAGCAAGUUGGCCCAGAACCGGCAGCGCCAGAGAGAGACAGAGAUUCUGAAAGUCCGGCAAGAGCACUUUAGUCCCCCUCCUGCACCUUCGCAGCAGCAGCCUCCGCAGCAGCUCUCCCACCUGUCACCUGCGUCCACAUGUAUAAAACCUCCAGCGCCACCGCAGGGUUUAGUCUGCAAGUCACCUCAGCCUCCGAACACCAGCCUACCACUGCAGGGAGUGGCCCCCACCACACACUCGAUAGCACAAGUGAGGCAGUCGUCUCACAGGCGGCCUCUGCCCCUCCUGCCAUCCAGCAGGGCUCCUGGCGCCGACCUGCCCAGGACCGACCGGGUCCUCAUGAGAGCCGCUGCCUUCUCUCCACACUUCUCUUGUAUAAGCCGGCUGCAGAGACUGGUGAAACUGUGCGCCCAAAGCCAUCAGUUGGACGCGGACCUGUUUCCCCAUUUAGGGUUGGACUGGUCUGAAGAGAGCGGAGAGGAGCUGGAGGCCUCAGAGCAGGCCUCGCCCUACCAGGUUGCAUGGUCCAUCCGAGAAACCCUCAGAUAUGAAAGACACAUGUCAGAUGACGAUGACACGGAGACUCGGAGCUCCAGGGUGACCCAACUUUGCACUUACUUUCAGCAGAAAUAUAAGCACCUCUGCCGCCUGGAGCGGGCAGAGUCUCGGCAGAAGAAGUGCCGGCACACGGUCAGGAAGGCCUUGCUGCAGGCGGCCAGCAGAGAGCCGGAAGGCACUGGGCAGCUCCUGCAGGAGCUGCGGAGGGCCGCGUGCGGCCGCGCCAGCAUAAGCCGGACCAAGUUGAGGGAGAUGGAGCCAGGCGUGUGCAGUGGAAGCGUGAAGGGUGAACCGUGCCCUCACAGAGCCCUCCCGUUCACCAGACAUUGUUUCCAGCAUAUCCUCUUGAACCGCUCGCAGCAGCUCUUCUCAAGUUGCACGGCCAAGUUUGCGGACGGACAGCAGUGCUCGGUGCCCGUGUUCGACAUUACACACCAGACACCUCUGUGUGAGGAACAUGCCAAAAAAAUGGAUAAUUUCCUGAGAGGAGACAGCUCCCGUAAAGUUCAGCACCAGCAGCAGAGGAAACCCAGGAAAAAAACCAAGCCUCCUGCACUUACCAAAAAACACAAGAAGAAGAGAAGGCGUGGACCCCGUCGACCCCAGAAGCCCAUCCCCCCCGCGGUGCCCCAGGGGAACCUCAGCAUGCCCGCCAGCGUCUCACUGCCAGUGGCGGCCGCGCAGAUCCGGAGCCCGUCCACACCGGAGCUGAGUGCUGAUGAGUUGCCGGAUGACAUUGCCAACGAGAUCACUGACAUUCCACAUGACUUGGAGUUGAACCAGGAGGACUUUUCAGACGUCCUGCCACGGCUGCCUGAUGACUUACAAGACUUUGAUUUUUUUGAAGGAAAGAAUGGGGACCUCCUCCCGACCACCGAGGAGGCCGAGGAGCUGGAACGGGCCUUGCAGGCUGUGACUUCCCUCGAGUGCCUGAGUACCAUCGGGGUACUGACCCCGUCGGACGGCGUGCCGGUGCAGGAGCUGUCAGACCGAGGAAUAGGGGUGUUCUCCACCGGCACCGCAGCGUCGGGCAUUCCGUCCUUGAGCCGAGAGGUGAACGCGGACCUCGGGGAGCUGCUGAACGGGCGCAUGGUCCACGAUAACUUUUCCAGCCUCGAGCUGGAUGAGAGCCUGCUGCGUUCGGCCUCCCUGUCUAACCCACCUACACCCCUGGCAGGGCAGGUCCAGGGGCAGUUCUCCGCCCCAGCCAGCGUCGGCCUUACUUCUGCCACUCUGAUCAGCCAGAGUGCCCUCGGGGAGAGAGCCUUCCCAGGACAGUUUCCUGGACUCCAUGACGGCAGCCAUGCCUCCCAGAGGCCACAUCCUGCCCAGCUGCUGAGCAAGGCAGAUGACCUGAUCACCUCACGACAGCAAUACAGCAGUGACCGCUCACACUCCUCGCCCCCUGGAAGCCAUUACGACAGCGAGCACGUGCCGUCGCCCUACAGCGACAUCACCUCCCCCCACACGGCGUCUUACUCUGCUGAUAACAUGGCAGCUACCUUUCCAGCAGAGAUGCCCAUCAUGGCGCAGCACCUGCUCCCAGCCCCACUCGAGGUGCCACUCGGAGGAGUCGCAAACCCCAGAACUCACUGGGGCAAUCUCCCGGUCAACCUUGGAGACUCCUCUCCGUUCAGCAACCUUCUGGGCGCAGACGGCCACCUUCUCUCCACAUCCCUGUCCACGCCGCCCACCACGUCGAGCUCAGAGGCCACCCAGCCUGCCUUCGCCACCGCGACCCCCAGCAGCUCCAGCGUGCUCCCGGGGCUGCCGCAGACCAGCUUCAGUGGCCUGGGGCCGUCCGCGGAGCUCGUGGCCUCCAGCUCCCCCAAGCAGCAGCUCCCCCAGUUCAGCGCAGCCUUCGGCCACCAGCUGAGUUCUCACAGUGGCAUUCCCAAGGACCUGCAGCCCAGCCACAGCUCCAUCGCCCCGCCCACAGGCUUCACAGUCACAGGUGCCACAGCGACGAGUACCAACAACGCGGCCUCGCCCUUUCCGUCCCCUAACUGAGCGCGUCUGCGUGUCCGCGGCCGGGGAGCCUGGCGUUUUCUAUGUGUUUCCUCCUUAUCCCCCGCCCCCUUUUCCUAAAGAUGAUUUUAAAAAUCACAGACGGGGACUCGAGGGGACCCCUUCCAGCUCGCCCCGUGGCCUGCGGCGGACCUCGCUUCAGUGCUCGCAGCGCUCCGCGCCGGUGCUCGCCUCCCGCAGGCCCCGCCCCGGGCCCCCGCGGCUCGCACAGUGACUGCGCGGAACCCACGUCAGCAGCGAGUGCCACAAGCGGAAGAUACCUCAGAUUACCAGUGCCCUUUACUAUUUCCUAGCAUCCAGAUCACUGCUUUCCGUUCUGUCCCCGGGUCUUCACAGGGGCGGUCCUGGAUAGAGUGAUCCCAUUCCGAGCCCCGCGUAAGAGACCGCGGCCGGCGCCAGGGGCGGCCAGGCUGCCCGCACGCGCUGACACCACGGGAGGCCAGGAUCCAUUCCCAGCUGUGGUCAUGUUUAGUCAAAGAGAAAAAGAUUAGUCUUCUGGCUGCCUGUGCGCGCGCCCACACGUGUGUGUUUGCAGGGUCGGAAGCAGCUGUCCCAUUGUUAUUUUUUUCUAAUGGGUGUGAGGCUCUUACUUCUCCUUUCCCACAUCUCACAACCCUAAUGAAGUCGGUCAUUCUCUCCACUGAGUUAACAGGUUUCCUGAAUGGAGAGGGUGGUGGUCUCUUUGUGCGAAUAGCAAACCUCUUCUGCUGAGUUGGCCCAGAGCACGGGAAGCUGAGCACGGCAGUGCCUGGGGUGUGGUGAGGAGCUUGUCUGAAGCGGCUGCAGGGUUGCUGAGGUUGGGGGUCUGGUGGUCGUGUUGCCUUUUAGACAUGCGUUUGUUUCUAAAUCCCUCUCAUGGAAUACAUUCACAGGAUGUAACUAGAGAAGAUAUUUUGAUGUGAAGUGCAGGAUAGAUCAGAUAGAUUUGGAAAGACGGGAUCUGUGAACUCCUUGAUCCAUCUUUUGCUUUUGAAUUUUUCAUGUUUACAGUAGUGAUUCUUUGGUAAGAUUUGUAAAAUGUUGAAGACGCUUGUAGGAUCAGUGUACCAGUUGUGAAGUGAUGUGUGAUAUCUGAAGGAUGCACAUUUUAAAGUUUCUUUCAAAGCAGAAUAUGGAAAGUAGAUAUAAAUUUUACCCACCCUUUGGUACUUUUAAAAUAAUUAAGUCCUUAGGUUUAAGUUUUGGGAAAUUUUUAUGAAGUACCAGGAUUUUAGGGUUUAAAAAUCAUCUUGGGUAGUUUAGUAAGUUGGUGACUAUGAAAUGAUAUGUGAGGUUUCUUUUACCUGCCUUCCCCCGCAGCCUCCCCCAGAAGGGUGGGACGAGAUUUGAAAGGCAUCUGUCCUCUGCUUUUGCUGGGAAGUUUCGCUGUCCCCGACAUGCCAUUGGCUAUUUAUACCUGAGUCGUCUAAGUUACAUAUAUAUAUUUUAAAAGAUGAGUAGAGAGAACAUAUCUAUUAAUGAUGUGAUAUAAUAAUUCAUUUGUCAGGGAAUAUUUGAUCUUAAUUCCUCUUCAGUAGGUAAAGAUUUGGAUGUAUUUUCCUACUUUUGCUGUAUGUGCUCUCUUUAUGCCGUGCUAACUCUAACCAGCCCCUUCUUUUGAAAGCUUUUCUUUCUCUGCUUUUUAAAGGAAUGAUGGUGAUCAGCAGGCAUUAUGCAGAUUCCACGUGCCUGAUUAUGGAGGGGAAAUGUCACGUGACUGUAUGAAAUCAUUAUAUGCCCUAUUUUGUAUUUAUUGAAGUUUCUUUUUCUGGGCCAAAAAUAUGUUUGUAAUAUAUUUAGUUGUUUUUUUAAUCAUGAUAAUUGAUUGGAAGAUUUAUUUUUAAUAGCUUUGCCUCUUUUGCAGAUUGAGAAAUUUCUAAAUUAUAAAUUAUGUCACAAAGCAAAAUUAUAUUUGGUAUCAUCAUAAAUUUCUAUUCUGAAUGGUGAGAACAGGUAAUUUGAAUAUUUCUCACCUGUGAACCUAUGUUAGUAAGCUUUUUUAUUUUAAUGUACUGUAAUGAAAUGAUUAUGAGUAGUUACCUCUGCUCAAAAGUGUCAUUUAGUUUGCUAAACUCUUUUCACAUCGCAUUAUAAUCACCACUAGAUAACAGCAAUUCGAUUUAGUCUCCAUUGUGCACUAAUUGAAGGUGGUAGCAGAGCAGUUCAUUGGCUUUCUCGUCUGCCCUUUUUUGACAGCAAAGGGAAAGUCAUGGGUAGUCGAUUGGAACUUUUCUGGCUAUUUGUCCCUCUUGGUAGCUGCUUAAAAUUCUUCAGUUAUCAAAACUGAGUCUGCAGUAAGUUGCACAUUUCAUUGUUUGCAAUUUUCUGUUUUAUGUGCAUUGAAAAGCCCUUUUCUGCUUUCUAGUAAGGAGGCAUGAAAUGAUCAGGAAUGUUGCCAGUUACAGCUUCACACCAAAAACUUUGAGUAAAUUCCUUUCUGUUUAGACGCCCACGAGGACAGCUGGAGAAAGGGCGCCUUAGACAGCACCAGCGUAGGUUUGAGGGUUAGCAGAAGACUCAUUUUCCCUCUCAUUUCAUCCCCUGCAAAACGGAUGUCCGAGCUUACAGUUUGCUUGGCUCUUGCUGUUCCUUGUGAGUCCCCUUUUGGAAGAGAAAGGAACAUCUGUGAACCCAGAAAUAGCUGUUAUGUUUUUCUUUUAGCUAAUGGAGCAAUUCUAGUCUAUUACUGGUAGGUUUGCUAUUAAUAUGUAAAGAAAGAAAUGAAAUGUCUUUUAUUCCAGAAAUAUGAAAAUUAGCAUCUUUUAAAAUAGCACUUAUGAUAUAAUAAGGCAGUAGCAGAAUCAAAAAUGAAUUUUAUAUAAGGUCCUAAUUAGGUGAAAACCAGCUUUUAUUCUAGUAUUUAACUCAUGAGAAAUCAUGGCAAAGAAGGUUCACUCUGUUUCUGCAGCUCUCUGGGACCAUUUAUACAGGCCAGUCGGAUUAUGUUAAUGUGGUUUAAUUUACAGGGUCUUGCGAUUAACGGAUACAUUCUGUGCUCCGAGGAUCUGAAUUCUGUCCUAACGUGUGAUGUUCACUAGUGUGAUCUGUAGCGUCCCAAGGAAAGAUGUGUUUUCUCUCCUUUUCUCUCUCUACACAAUUAUUAAUAUCAUUUUAAUUAAAUUACUUAAGACGUUGUUUUUUCCUCUGUAAAAAUGGCUUAGCAAUUUGCACAUCUGGGUCGGUUAUGUAGCUAGUAAACAAUUCACGAUAAUAAAUAGCAAUUACACUUAACCCACCAAGUGGCAGACUAUGCAAUGGGAAAAUUCUCUGGUUAUCUUCCCGUAGCUUUUAGGGCAAAGGAUUACCUUCUCUAGGAACCCGCUAUGUGAGCUAGAACUGCUUUCUCAGUGACUUCCUGAGCAGUUUCAUGCUGGCAGGCAGUGUGCUGUGUCUAGUGGCACUCCAUGAAGAGAGUUUUAAUUUAAUGAGAAGCAAAUAGUAGAUAGAUAUGGUUGGAAAAUGGAAUUUUUUUCUUUUCCUUAAAAUUAUCGUUAAUGUCUUCAGUGGCUUAAGGCUAAAGAAAGCUAAUACUUUAUCUUUGCCAAAUAAUUAUUUAUAAGAUCUAUUUCUUAAAUAAGCCCAAUCUCUCAACUGCAAGUUAAGAAUCAUUUUCUGUGGCUAACACUAAAGCUUUCCUUAUCAGAGCUCAUUCUCAGUCUGUGAUCACAAUCCACAGAAGCAAAGACAGUUGUUUGAUUUGGAAGGAAAUGAUGUCCGUGGUACACACGGGUGCACUCUCUGUAUAGUAUUCUUCUUAUGUGAAAGAAUUUGUAUUUCUGUUGACCUGUACCAUUCACUUUUACCAGCUGGCGCUAGAAUCUGAGCAUGUGUGUGUCCCUCCCACACUGUCAGUUCCUUGGUCCCUGCCUGCAGUCCUUCUGUGCCCCCGCAUCACAGGGGUGGUGAGGGUUGGUGGCUGCAUCAGCAAGGUUUGUGUGGGGCAGCUGCCUUUUCUCCAAGUAGGUUCGAAAGGUUGUUGUGAAUUGGCAUUGCAAAAAGAUUCAGAUAUUAAUAACACUAAACUAAUUAUUUAGUAGGUUUGAAAUUCAUUUAAAAUGUUUUAGGCAUCUAGUUUCUUCAUCCUUCUUCUUUUUAGCCUUCUUUUAAAUUCUAUUUUUAAUCUGGUAUAUAUAGAAGAAUAUGAUGGUCUUCUAAAUAGUCAACAGAACUCUGCAGUUUAUUGAGGCAAUUUAAAGGAUUCUUUGAAAGAAAAAUAGUCAUACUGAAUAAUCUUCAUUUGUGUCUCUUUCAUCACCAACACCUACAUUGUUCCAAGGACUUUUUCCCAGCAAAUAUAUUUACUAGGGGUGGAGGUAAGGGGUGGGAAUAUAUAUAUGACAGAACAUAGAUUUUUUUCCUUUCUCUCAAUACACUGAAAAUCAUUAAAUCUUCACUGGCAUUCUAUAGAAUGGUAAAACAAUUUAAUGACUUCUUAAUAUCUUGGACUUUAUAAGCUUUCCAAUAUCAUAUUCUGGAGAGAACAAAAUCCAUGUUUAGUAGAUUAAAGUAACAUUGUAAAUGCUGUCUUUCAAAAGAUUUGUAAUAAAAUACAGUGAAGAACAUAUUUGGAUAUCUGUUAAGUGUAUUCCCUUGACCAGUGAGUUAGGAAAGAAAACAUAAACCCUAAAUGAAUUAUUAUGUCUCCUAAUGACCGGUGUCAUUAAUUUGAAAAUUGUGGGUCAGACUUAGCCUAAUUUCUCAAUAGCAAAGACUCUGCCCGCUCCAGCUGUCCUCUGUCAGCACUGUGACACAGAGCAGAUGGAAGGAGAUGUGGCCCUUCAGAGAGCAAAGGUGGUGGGACUGUCUUUGCCCUGGGUUCCCGAAGCUUGGGCUUCUGUGGCUGCUUGGAGUGGCAGAGGUUUUGGUGACGUCAGGUUUGGUCUGAGAAGCAAUCUUGUAGGAGGAAACUUGUUCGACUCUUAGCAGGCUGUGUGGGGCAGCACAGCCUCCCCCUCUGUCCCUCAGCCCACCCCAGUACCGAAGUGUGCGCACGCGCACACACAACCAGUACUGGUCCUGGCCUAAGAGUAAUAGAAUCCUCUCCUUUCACUUGUUUCUUUGUUUCUGUUUCUUUUUUUGAGCUGGGGACCACUGAAGUGAGCUCUAUCUGUACACACCCAAAGUUCCCCUUGGAAAAACUUUCAACAUGCAGUGCGGAGCCCCGUGCUGCUAAAGGCCACACCAGUGCUCUGACUUGGGGGAUAGUCUGAUUUGCCCUGACGUGACUCCACCCUCCACCCGUUCAGGGAUGGUUGGCUCCAGCGGACGAGUGUGGCAGUGAUGGGGAGUUGGUGCUUGUGACGUGUCUGCGUCUGCGCGGAAGGGUCGGAGCAGUUCCUCCCGACAGUACCAGUUCUUUCCACUGUAUAGUGUUGAGUAUGUCUCAGGGAUUCCUUGUGGAAAUUAGGGCAGUUUUUAAAAUAAGAAGAUAGUUUUAAAAGAAACUAAAGGUGACUCAUUGAAGAGAGCGCAAGAAAGAGAAAACACUUGGUUUCGUCGCCCGCGGUGUCUUGCAUAGGACUCUUCCUUUCUCCUUCAGGCUCUCAUCUCAGCUUCAGCGUACAGAACCCGUCCCGUCACGCACAGCUUUAAAACUUUU